Messenger RNA from Rubroshorea leprosula, 1688 nucleotides. Lineage: Eukaryota; Viridiplantae; Streptophyta; Magnoliopsida; Malvales; Dipterocarpaceae. The record is from the annotation of a GenBank genome assembly.
CUCUUAGCUUUUUGUUGCUGCAAGUGGGUUCUCCGUGGUGAUUGAGAAAAACAUGCAAAUUUCAACCUUUGAAAUUUGGUUGCAUGAGAAAUCUUGUAGCAGUAAAAAAGGAGUUGAAAAUGCAAGCAAAGUGCAGGAAUUCAAGGAUAUUGGGCUGUGGAUUGUGGCUACUUUCCCACUCCGUGAUUGCAGUCCGACCAUGAUGAGCAUGCCACUUCUUCGAUCGAUCCAUCUUGGGCUACUUGCACGGAGGGCAAGCAGGAGAUUCUAUAGCAAUGCCAAAAGAUCAGUUGCAGAAAACAGAGGGGAUCUCCAUGAAAUAUCUGGCUCAAAUUCGAGGGCUGCAUUGAAUGAGGAAAUAGCAAUAGGGGUCCCUAAAGAGAGAGAUGGCAUCUGCAUAUACAGAGUCCCCAUUAAUAUACGUCAAGCGGAACCAAAGGCCUAUUCUCCCAGUAUCAUCUCCAUCGGCCCCUAUCAUCAUGGAGAGGAGGGACUAAAAAAAAUGGAAAAGCUCAAAAAGCAAUCCAUUGACCGCCUCCUUCAGUCUACUCAGCCUAAUGGAGUCAAAUUAUAUACGGUGAAGAAUGCCAUGGAAGAAUUAGAACAGGAGGCUCGUAGCUGCUAUGAGGAUGAAAUUAAGAUUAGCAGAGAAGAUUUUGUGGAGAUGAUGCUGGUUGAUGGCUGCUUCGUCAUCGAGCUCUUCAGAGAGUUAAAACAGCACAACUUCAGAUAUGCUCCAUCUAUUCAAAGGUGGAUGCUGCCAACUCUUCGCCAUGACAUGAUUAUGCUAGAAAACCAACUGCCAUUCUGUGUUUUGCAGAAACUGUUUGAGUUGACAAGCAGUUCGGCAGAAUCAAAUACUUCUCUGAGAGAUCAAGCCCUUCACUUUUUUGUCCCGCUGCUUCAAGGAGAUCCAACUCUAAAUUGCAUCAGUAAAGAAGUAACAGGGAGACACUUCUUGGAUCUUCUCCGGUCUAGUCUCCUCCCUACCGCAGAAGAAAAGAACAGGACAAGUGAUUCCCACAAGAGCACAGAAUGCAAAGCAAUGGAAACAAAUUUAACUAACACGAUGAGGUCUGCAACAGAGCUGGAGAAAGCAGGGUUCAUUAUCAAGAAAGGUAAAGCACGCCUUCUAGAUAUAGACCUUGAAAAAGGAUGGCCGAAUAAAAGGGUUCUGAAAAUCCCUCCUCUUUACAUUGAUGAUUACAAGGGAACUCUGUACCGCAACAUGGUAGCAUUUGAACAAUGCCACCGUGAGUGCAAACCAUAUGUUACAUCGUAUUUGUUCUUCAUUGAUGGUCUAAUAAACUCAGCUGAGGAUGUAGAACUUCUUCACCACAAAGAGGUCAUCCACCAUUCUCUAGGUCGAGACAAAGAGGUGGCUGACCUGGUCAAUAGCCUCUGCAAGGAAAUAACAUACGAUGGUUAUGAGUCAUAUCUACAAAAAGUUGUAUCUGAUGCUAAUAGCCACUAUCAUAGUAAGUUUGCUCAGAUCAGAGCUAAAUCGGGGCACCAUUCUUCAGCAGCUUGGUCGUUGGCAUCUCAAGUCUUGGCAUCUCGACUCGUGGACGUAUUUUUAAAGUAGUCAAUAUCGUACCGGUAUGCAUAUUUUGCUACUGGAACAGUACAAAUAUCAAAAUUUUUCAUGUAUCGUUUUGGAUUUAUCGUUAUAAAUAUAUAUUUUUAUA